UGUGACCUUUUUCCAAGUUCCAACAUUAAUUAGCAACAUGGAAUAUAAAUACAUUUCUGGAAAAAAGUUAAUGAAACUAGAAAUAGUAUACAUUUCUUUCUUUCUUUCUUGCUUCCUCCUUCUUUUUAGGUUUCUACUCCGAUAGAUUAUCCUUUCGUGUUCAUACUACAUCAAGAUGCAACUAAUAGCUAGUAGCAUGGAAAAGUGGAUGGUAUAUGCUAUCUUAUUAGUGUCAAUACUAGGGUGGUUCUACUUAUUAUGGUGGUGGAAUGAGAUAUGGUACGUGAGGCCGGUUACUACAAGGUGUUCAACACUCAAAAUCAAAAUGCCUCCGGGCCACUUGGGCUUCCCUUUCUUUGGAGAAGCCCUCUCUUUUCUAUGGUUCUUUAACAUCAUCGGCUGCCCCGAUGAUUUUAUCUCCUCCAAGAGACACAAGUAUGGAGAUAAUGUGGGAAUUUACAGAAGCCAUUUGUAUGGGUCACCAAGCAUCAUAGCAUGUUCCCCGUCUCUGUGCAAAUUUGUACUGAAUUCAAGUGACAAAUUUGUACAAGAUUGGCCAACCACCCAAGUUUUAGGAACUAAUUCUGUAAUAACACUUGAUGAAGGUCCACGACAUGGUGUUAUCAAGAGUUUUAUUGUCAAAUCUAUCAACCGUCCCAAUUCACUUUCUUCUAUUGUGCUCCAAAUCCAGCCUACCAUUGUUGCUGCCCUUCAAUUAUGGUCUCAAAUGUCUAAAAUUAAGACAUUUGAUCAAGUUAAAAAGGUAACACUUGAUUACACAAUGAAAUAUACCGCUAAACUUGAAGGCGAUACAGAUACUAGAAAUGGAUACUAUUGAGAAGCUAUUUGAGGGUAUAGUUUAUGGCUUUAGAGCCCAACCAUGGAACAUUCCUGGAACAACUUAUCAUCAUGCCCUCAAGUGUCGGAAGAAGAUAACCGAGAAGCUGAAAAAGGAGCUAGACAAAAGGAGGCAGAAGAAGAAGAAUGAAAGUGCAGAAGGAGAGACGACUACAAAUGAUCUAAUGGAUGGUUUAAUAAAGAUGAAGGAUGAAGAAGGGAGACAAUUAAGCGACGAAGAGGUGUUAGAUAAUGUUGUGAGCACCAUCCUUGUUGGCCAUGUUUCCAUUGCUUAUGCAGUCACCUGGUCUCUUCUAUUUUUAGCUAAAUCCCCUCAUGUUCUUCUAAAACUUCGGGAGGAGAACAACGCUAUGUCUAAGGAGAAGAACAACGGGUGCAUCACAUAUGAAGAUAUAUCAAAGCUCAAGUAUACCAAUAAGGUUGCGGAAGAAACAAUUAGAAUGGCAAACCUCUCUGCAUUUGUUUUCAGGAAAGCCAUUGAUGACAUUGAAUUUAAAGGUUACAUAAUACCAAAAGGUUGGAGUGUUAUUGUUUGGCUAAGGGAACUCCACAACGAUCCAUCAAAUUUUGAAGAUUCAAUGUCAUUUAACCCAGAUAGAUGGGAUACGCGCCCGACCCAUGGAACAUAUCAACCCUUUGGAGGAGGAUCAAGAUCUUGUCCGGGAAGCGCGCUCGUUCGAGUCUCUUUAGCUAUUUUCCUUCAUCAUUUGUCCAUUGGCUACAAAUGGGAAUUGCUUAAUCCUGGAGCAAGGGUCAAUUAUCUUUCACAUCCAUUACCUAUUGAUGGCCUUGAAAUUACUUUUACCAAAAUUUAAGGAACUAAGGCUACUAAAAUUAUUUGUGUAACUUAUUAUAAACUCAAUUAAUUAGAUGUUUUUAUGUAUGCAUCCAUACCUAGUAUUUAAAAAGCGAAAUUAUAGAUGAUUAGAUGACACGCCAUCCACCAAUUUAGGUUUUUUCUUUUCAAUUUUCUCUUUUGUGUUUGCUACUACCUCCGUUUCUGAAAGUUCUUUACACUUUGGAAAAUGUGUCCAAAGUAUAAAAACUUUGACCGUAGAUUCUCACUAUUAUAUACAUCA
Messenger RNA from Spinacia oleracea (spinach), 1937 nucleotides. RefSeq names its product ent-kaurenoic acid oxidase 1. NCBI's taxonomy places the organism in Eukaryota, Viridiplantae, Streptophyta, Magnoliopsida, Caryophyllales, Amaranthaceae. Bases 825 to 1673 code for a protein of 282 amino acids. Gene Ontology annotation, biological process: brassinosteroid homeostasis; brassinosteroid biosynthetic process; sterol metabolic process. The transcript is spliced from 8 exons. The record is from RefSeq and is a predicted model, not a curated record. Gene Ontology annotation, molecular function: oxidoreductase activity, acting on paired donors, with incorporation or reduction of molecular oxygen; monooxygenase activity; heme binding.